Arachis duranensis is the source of this 1715-nucleotide messenger RNA. Its product is annotated as 5-amino-6-(5-phospho-D-ribitylamino)uracil phosphatase, chloroplastic. The transcript has 2 exons. The record is from RefSeq and is a predicted model, not a curated record. The coding region runs from base 450 to 1571 and encodes 373 amino acids. NCBI's taxonomy places the organism in Eukaryota, Viridiplantae, Streptophyta, Magnoliopsida, Fabales, Fabaceae.
UUUUGUCUCAAAAAACAAUCAUAAACAAACACAAACCCCAGAGAAAAUAAAGAAAAAGGAAACGUAGAAAAAAAGCUUCUCCAAACUAAUAUCAAAAUUCAUCUCUUCGUGGCCCUCAAGUUUCUUCUGAUCCUUUUCCACUUCCUUUCGUUCUCAGGGAUUUGUACAAAGAUAAAGUUGCGAUUUCGCUGUGAAAAUCUGCUCUUCCUUGACUUUCUUGUUCCCAAGAUGGAGUAUUUUUCGUUAUUAUAGUUUGGGUUUCUCGUUGCUCCUUGUUCUGGAAAUCGAAGUCGAAAUUCAGCGUUGAAUAAUUGGUUUGGUAGGUUUCUUUGGAGUUGAAUCGGUCCAAGUUGGCUCCUUUUUGGUGCAAGAUCACUGUGACCCAUAGAGGGUCUGUGUCAGCAUUGAACCCAAUUCCAAUUGGUUAGGGAAUAGAGGAAAGUGCUAAAAUGGUUGAAUCAAUUGCUACCACUUCACUCCUUGGCCACCUUCCUGUCUGUGGAGGAAAUUUGAUAAGAGAUGUUUCUGGUAAACGCAAAUCUUUGAGUACUUGUAGGUUCCCAACUACUGAAUUUCUUGGUGGAAGGAUUGCUGUUUCUCUGCCUGUGCCAAAAUCCAAGGGACAUGGAUUCUGGUCAUCAUCAAUUAGGGCGCUUGCUGUGGAGCUCACAAGAGAAGCAUAUUCAUAUAGAGAAGACAAAUUACCCAAGAAGGAUAAUUAUAAGUUUGAUAGUGGAUUUGAUCCAAGGCCUGGUUUGUGGCCUCCUGCAAAUAGAGCAGAUAACCCUUCGCUUCGGAAUCCGUUGCUUCGACAAGAGAGGAUGGGGUGUGGCUGGUUGGGUGUCAUAUUUGAGUGGGAGGGGGUUCUCAUUGAAGACAACCCUGAUCUUGAGAAGCAAGCUUGGCUGGUCCUCUCUCAAGAAGAAGGCAAAUCCCCGCCUCCUGCAUUCAUCCUAAAGAGAAUUGAAGGCAUGAAGAAUGAACAGGCGAUUUCUGAGGUUCUUUGCUGGUCUAGGGACCCUGCGCAGAUGAGAAGAAUGGCUAACAGAAAGGAAGAAAUCUACCAAGCCUUGCAAGGAGGGAUAUAUAGUCUAAUGCCUGAGUCCAAGGAGUUUGUGAGCGUUCUGAUGCAUCAUAAGAUACCAAUGGCACUGGUUUCAACGCGUCCUAGAAAAACUCUCGAGUCUGCUGUGGGGCAAAUUGGUAUUGAAGACAAUUUCAGUGUGAUUGUAGCCUCAGAGGAUGUUCACAGGGGAAAGCCUGAUCCAGAGAUGUUUGUUUACGCAGCGCAGCUCCUAAAUUUCAUACCUGAGAGGUGCAUUGUGUUUGGAAACUCAAAUCAAACAGUGGAGGCAGCACAUGAUGCUCGGAUGAAGUGUGUUGCAGUGGCUAGCAAGCAUCCUGUCUAUGAAUUGGGGGCUGCAGACUUGGUUGUCAAGCGCCUAAACGAGCUUUCGAUUGUUGAUCUGAAGAAUCUUGCUGACAUUGAAUCACCUGAAUUCGAACCUGUGAUGGAGAUGGAGCUGGAAGAAGAUUCAGACAUAUCAUCCGUUGAUGAAAAUUUCUGGUAAUUGGUCAAUUCUAUAAAUGUACAGUUGAUUGAACUUCAUCUAUUCUUGAUGAUAUUAGUUAGAGAUUAGUUACUUGUGUAUAUUGGAAAAACAGAAUAAAUGAAAAACUAAAAAAAAAAAUGAUAGGUGGUAUGCAUUGAACCA